AUGAACCCAAUUAUUACCACUUGCCUCGGUGCCUUGGUGGGCAUCCUGAAGAUCGAUGGAUUCAAACUGUGCCCCUCCCGCUGCUCCUGCUAUGAUUUCUCCCAUUUCGUGGACUGUAGAAGGCGUUCCCUGACCUCCAUCCCGAGGGAUAUCCCGCACGGCACAUGGAUGCUGGAUAUUAGAUACAACAACCUGACCGAGAUCCCCGGUGGUUCCUUCAGCGGGCUGUGGUCCACGCGGAUAGUCCUGCUGGCGGGCAAUCGAAUCCAUCGCAUCCAUACAGGAGCCUUUGAGUCAUUGAAUUUUCUGGAUAACCUGGAUCUGGAUCAAAAUCGUAUAAAGUUCCUGCCCGGGGAUCUUUCUGAUAGCCUGGAGCACUUGAUAGAGCUGAGACUGUCGAAUAACCACAUUGAAUACGUACACGGCAACAGCAUGCGGAAUCUGCAAAGCCUGCAGAAGUUGGACUUGAGCGGCAACUGGAUCACGUCCAUGGAAAGCGGGGUUUUCAGAGGUCUGUCCAAACUCCGCACUCUGUUGCUGAAAAACAACAGGCUGACUGUCAUUGAAAAUGGAUACUUCCUCAUGCUACAAAGUCUGGAAGCUCUCCACUUGGAGAAUAACAACAUUUCAGCCAUCCAGGGAGAAGCCUUUGGCUCUCUGCGGAGCUUGAAUCUCCUGUGUUUGAAUGGAAAUCAUCUGAGUCACAUCAAGUUCAAAACGUUUCUGAACAUUCAGACCCAAGGGACCCACCUGCUGCUCGCUCGCAAUCACUGGACAUGUGACUGCGAUCUCCAGAGAGUGUUUGGGAAGAUCUUAAGUGUUCGACACCUGCAUGUGGACGAUUACAGCAACAUCACUUGUUCCGAUCCUGGACAGCUCCUGGGAUACCCACUGGUGGCAGUGGAUUCGCAGCUGUGCGUGGCCGAGACAGCCACGGUCUUGGUGAUAACUGGCACGGUGCUGGUCACUGUCAUCGCUGCCGUCGUCAUGGCCGAAAGGAACCGAAAGAAAACCAGGAACAAGAGCUGGAACGACAGCGAUGGGCCCUUUGACUCCCAGGAGAAAUGA
This is a messenger RNA of Pristis pectinata (smalltooth sawfish), 1068 nucleotides long. Its product is annotated as leucine-rich repeat-containing G-protein coupled receptor 5-like. Gene Ontology annotation, molecular function: protein binding. The coding region runs from base 1 to 1068 and encodes 355 amino acids. The record is from RefSeq and is a predicted model, not a curated record. NCBI's taxonomy places the organism in Eukaryota, Metazoa, Chordata, Chondrichthyes, Rhinopristiformes, Pristidae. The transcript has a single exon.